Molecule: messenger RNA, 375 nt
Organism: Filobasidium floriforme
Lineage: Eukaryota; Fungi; Basidiomycota; Tremellomycetes; Filobasidiales; Filobasidiaceae
Exons: 3
Source: RefSeq, a predicted model, not a curated record
GACGACCGUAUCGUCGUCGACGUUUUACUGAAAGCGAGUCGCGAGGGGAGGGGAUCCGAUAACAGUUUCAAACAGACUGUAUACGCCGAGGCUGCUACGCAGUUGAACCAGGUGAUCACCAAGGGAGGUUACAAGACCGCAGCGAAGGUCCAGGACCGUUGGCAAGUGGUACGAACCCAGUUUCACCGGCCAAUUGACAGCCUGCUCAAGAUGUCUGGGGCAGGCUGGGAUCCUGUUAACAACUGUGUUACUGCAGACGACGACACGUGGCGUCGAGUAGCGGCAGCACCGAUGAGAGGAGUGUCCUGGGACCUCUUCGGUGACGUUUCAGAGAUUGUAAACGGUAAAACAGCUACCGGUCAAGACGUUCUAGAC